AAGUCUAACAAAAGGCAACAGAAGAACCACUCCAAAUUCAGAAGAAACCCCCACAAAUAAAAGAUAGAUUUGAAGACCAUUUCUUCAAACAAACAUUGUUGUUGUUCCAUUCUACGAGUGGGCAUCUAGCUAUGAUACUCGCAGUGUUAUUCGCCAACUCUGAAGGGAACAUCCUUGUUGAACGGUUCAAUGGAGUUCCUGCUGAAGAACGGCUGCAUUGGCGAUCUUUCUUAGUCAAACUAGGAGCUGAGAAUCUUAGAGGUGUGAAGAAUGAAGAACUCCUUGUUGCCUGCCACAAAUCAGUUUACAUUGUUUACACUGUGCUUGGGGAUGUCAGCAUCUAUGUUGUGGGCAAGGACGAAUAUGAUGAACUAGCCUUGUCAGAGGUGAUCUUUGUAAUAACAUCAGCUGUGAAGGACGUAAUCGGGAAGCCUCCCACUGAGCGCCUUUUUCUGGACAAGUAUGGAAAAAUUUGCUUGUGUCUGGAUGAAAUUGUUUGGAAGGGAUACCUGGAGAAUACAGAAAAGGAUAGAAUCAAGAGGAUGAUAAGGCUAAGGCCUCCAACUGAAUUUUGAUCGGAUGCUUCCAGUUGUAGCCAGCGAUUGGAGAAUGGAAUAGAAUCAUGUGGUCUGAGGGAGCAGUAUGUAUCAUAAAGGAAUGCUGAUUCAUCUGCAGCAUGUAUUUCAAGUUUGUGAAAGCUUAAUGUUAUCAGCUUAAUGGAGUGAUAUUCUUGAUUUUGAGCGAGACAGAAGCAAUGUAGUAAAUGCCCGAUUUCUAU
Fragaria vesca subsp. vesca is the source of this 778-nucleotide messenger RNA. RefSeq names its product coatomer subunit zeta-1-like. The transcript is spliced from 5 exons. The coding region runs from base 132 to 575 and encodes 147 amino acids. NCBI's taxonomy places the organism in Eukaryota, Viridiplantae, Streptophyta, Magnoliopsida, Rosales, Rosaceae. The record is from RefSeq and is a predicted model, not a curated record. Gene Ontology annotation, cellular component: COPI vesicle coat. Gene Ontology annotation, biological process: intra-Golgi vesicle-mediated transport; intracellular protein transport; retrograde vesicle-mediated transport, Golgi to endoplasmic reticulum.